GACAACGCUCACAACAGUGACAACGAUGACAACAGUGACAACGAUGACAACCGUGACAACAGUAACAACGAUGACAACAGUGACAACGAUGACAACGGUGACAACAGUGACAACGGUGACAACAGUGACAACGAUGACAACGGUGACAACAGUGACAACGAUGACAACAGUGACAACGAUGAAAACGGUGACAACAGUGACAACGAUGACAACGGUGACAACAGUGAAAACAGUAAACAACGGUGACAACAGUGAAAACGGUGACAAAGGUGACAACAGUGACAACGGUGACAACAGUGACAACGGUGACAACAGUGACAACAGUGACAACGAUGACAACGGUGACCACAGUGACAACGGUGACAACAGUGACAACGGUGCAACAGUGACAAAGAUGACAACAGUGACAACAGUGACAACGGUGACAACCGUGACAACGAUGACAACAGUGACAACGAUGACAACAGUGACAACAAUGACAACGGUGACAACAGUGACAAUGAUGACAAUGGUGACAACAGUGACAACGGUGACAACGGUGACAACAGUAACAACGACGACAACAGUGACAACGAUGACAACGGUGACAACAGUGACAACGGUAACAACAGUGACAACAGUGACAACGGUGACAACAGUGCCAACGGUGACAAAACUAAGAACAGUGACAACGGUGACAACAGUGACAUCGAUGACAACGGUGACAACAGUGACAACGGUGACAAGAGUGACAACGAUGACAACGGUGACAAAAGUGACAACGGUGACAAAGGUGACAACCGUGACAACAGUGAAAAUGGUGACAUCAGUGACAACGAUGACAACAGAGACAACGCUGACAACGGUGACAACAGUCACAACGGGGACAACAGUGACAACAGUGACAACGGUGACAACAGUGACCACGGUGAGAACAGCGACAACAGUGACAACGGUGACAACGGCGACAAAAGUGACAACAGUGACAACAGUGACAAGGGUAACAACAAUGACAACAGUGACAACAGUAACAAAAACGACAACGGUGACAACGGUAACAACAGUGGCAAUCGUGAAAAUAGUGACAACAGUGAAAACGGUGACAACGGUGACAACAGUGACAACGGCGACAACGGUAACAACGGAGACAACAGUGACAACGGUAACACGGUGACAACGGUGACAGCGGUGACAACAAUGACAACACUGACAACCGUGACAACAGUGAAAACAGUGACCACGGGGACAACAGUGAAAAAAGUGACAACGGUAAAAAGAGUGAAAAAAGUGAUAACAAUGACAACAGUGACAACGGUCACAACAGUAACAACAACGACAACGGUAACAACGGUGACAACGGUGACAACAGUGACAACCGUGACACGGUGAAAACGGUCACAACAGUGACAACGGUGACAACGUUGACAACAGUGACAACGGUGACAAGAGUGACAACAGUGACAACGAAGACAACGGUGACAACAGUGACAACGGUGACAACGGUGACAACAGUGACAACGAUGACAAUAGUGACAACGAUGACAACGGUGAAAACAGUGACAACGGCGACAACGGUAAAAACAGUGACAACGGUGACAACAGUAAGAACAGUGACAACGGUGACAACAGUGACAACGAUGACAACAGUGACAACGAUGACAACAGUGACAACGGUAACAACAGUGACAACAGUGACAACGGUGACAACAGUGACAACGUAGACAACAGUAAGAACAGUGACAACGGUGACAACAGUGACAACGAUAACAACAGUGACAACGAUGACAACGGUGACACCAGUGACAACGGUGACAACAGUGACAACGAUGACAAGAGUGACAACGAUGACAACGGUGACAAAAGUGAAAACGGUGACAACAGUGACAACGAUGACAACAGUGACAACGAUGACAACGGUGACAAAAGUGACAACGGUGACAAAGGUGACAACAGCGACAACAGUGAAAAUGGUGACAACAGUGACAACGAUGACAACAGAGACAACGAUGAGAACGGUGACAACAGUCACAACGGUGACAACAGUGACAACAGUGACCACGGUGAGAACAGCGACAACAGUGACUGCGGUGACAACGGUGACAACGGCGACAACGGCGACAAAAGUGACAACAGUAACAACAGUGACGAGGGUGCCAACAAUGACAACAGCGAAAACCGUAACAACAACGACAACGGUGACAAAGGUGACAACGGUAACAACAGUGGCAAUCGUGAAAAUAGUGACAACAGUGAAAACGGUGACACGGUGACAACGGCGACAACGGUAAGAACGGAGAGAACAGUGACAACAGUAACAAGGUGACAACGGUGACAAUAACGACAACACUGACAACCGUGACAACAGUGAAAACAGUGACCACGGGGACAACAGUGACAACAGUGACAACGGUAAAAAGAGUGAAAAAAGUGAUAACAAUGAAAACAGUGACAACGGUGACAAUGGUGAAAACAGUGAAAACGGUGACACCGGUGACAACAGUGACAACUGUCACACGGUGAGGACAACGAUGACAACAGUGGCAACGACGACAACGGUGACAACAGUGCAAAAAGAUGACAAAGGUGACAACAGUGACAACGAUGACAACAGUGAGAACAGUAACAACGGUGACAACAAUGACAACGAUGACAACGGUGAAAAAAGUGACAACGGUGACAACGGUGACAACAGUAACAACGAUGACAACAGUGAGAACAGUAACAACGGUGACAACAAUGACAACGAUGACAACGGUGACAACGGUGAAAAAAGUGACAACGAUGACAACGGUGACAACAGUGACAACGAUGACAACAAUGACAACGGUCACAAUAGUGACAACGAUGAAUACAAUGACAAUGGUGACAUCCGUGACAACAGUGACAACGGUCACAACAGUGACAACGAUUACAACGGUGACAACGGUGACAACAGUGACAACAGUGACAAUGGUGACAACAGUGACAAAAGUAACAACGAUGACAAAAGUGAAAACGAUGACAACGAUGACAAAAGUGACAACAGUGAAAACGAUCACAACAGUGAAAACGAUGACAACGGUGACAACAGUGACAACAGUGACAACCAUGAGAACAGUGACAACGAUGACAACAGUGAGAACAGUGACAACGAUGACAACAGUGACAACGGUGACAACGGUGACAACAGUGACAACGGUGACAACAGUGACAACGAUGACAACAGUGGCAACGACGACAACGGUGACAACAGUGAGAACGAUGACAAAGGUGACAACAGUGAAAACGAUCACAACAGUGACAACGAUGACAACGGUGACAACAGUGACAACAGUGAAAACGAUGACAACACUGACAACACUGACAACGAUGACAACAGUGACAACGACGACAACGGUGAGAAAAGUGACAACGGUGAAAACAGUGACAACGAUGACAACAGUGGCAACGACGACAACGGUGACAACAGUGAGAACGAUGACAAAGGUGACAACAGUGAAAACGAUCACAACAGUGACAACGAUGACAACGGUGACAACAGUGACAACAGUGACAACAGUGACAACGGUGAAAACAGUGACAACGAUGACAACAGUGGCAACGACGACAACGGUGACAACAGUGAGAACGAUGACAAAGGUGACAACAGUGAAAACGAUCACAACAGUGACAACGAUGACAACGGUGACAACAGUGACAACAGUGACAACGAUGACAACAGUGACAACAGUGACAACGAUGACAACAGUGACAACCGCGACAACAGUAACAACAACAAGAACGGUCACAACGGUGACAACAAUGACAACAGUGAGAACCGUGACAACGGUGACAACAGUGAAGAGGGUGAUAACGGUGACAACAGUGAAAACAGUGACCACGGGGACAACAGUGACAACGGUAAAAAGAAUGACAAAAGUGAUAACAAUGACAACCGUGACAACGGUGACAACGGAACAACGGUGACAACGGUAACAACAGUGACAAUGGCGACAACGGUGACAACGUUGAAAACAGUGACACGGUGACAACGGUGACAACAGUGACAACAGUGACAACAGUGAAAACGGUGACAACAGUGGCAAAGGUGACAAUGUUGACAAGAGUGACAAUGGUGACAUCUGGUGACAACAGUGACAACAGUAACAAUUACGACAACGGUGACAACGGUGACAACAGUGACAACGAUGACAACAGUGACAACGAUGACAACGGUGACAACGCUGACAACGGUGACAACGCUGACAACGGUGACAACAGUGACAACGGUGACAGCAGUGACAACGGUGACAACAGUGACAACGAUGACAAAAGUGACAACGAUGACAAUGAUGAUAACAGUGACAACGGUGACAACACUGACAAUGAUGACAAGAGUGACAACGACGACAACGGUUACAACACUGAAAACGAUGACAACAGUGACAAAAGUCACAACGGCGACAACGAUGCCAACAGUGAGAACGAUUACAACAGUGACAACGGUGACAACAGUGACUACGAUGACAACGGUGACAACAGUGACAACGGUGACAACAGUGACAACAGUAACAACGAUGACAAAAGUGACAACGAUGACAACGGUGACAAAAGUGACAACGAUGACAAAGGUGACAACAGUGACAACGAUGACAACAGUGACAACGAUGACAACGGUGACAACAGUGACAACGGUGACAAAAGUGACAACGGUGACAACGGUGACAACAGUGACAACGAUGACAACAGUGACAACGAUGACAACGGUGACAACAGUGACAACGGUGACAACGGUGACAACGAUGACAACAGUGACAACGAUGACAACGGUGACAACAGUGACAACGGUGACAACAGUGACAACGGUGACAACAGUGACAACGGUGACAACAGUGACAACAGUGACAACGGUGACAACACUGACAAUGGUGACAACAGUGACAACGAUGACAACGGUGACAACAGUGACAACGGUGACAACAGUGACAAGGAUGACAACAGUGACAACUAUGACAACAGUGACAACGAUACCAACGGUGACAAAAAUGACAACGGUGACAAAGGUGACAACAGUGACAACGGUGACAACAGUGAGAACGAUUACAACAGUGACAACGGUGACAACAGUGACUACGAUGACAACGGUGACAACAGUGACAACGGUGACAACAGUGACAACAGUAACAACGAUGACAAAAGUGACAACGAUGACAACGGUGACAAAAGUGACAACGCUGACAACAGUGAAAACGAUGACAACGGUGACAACGAUGACAACGGUGACAACGGUAAAAACAGUGACAACGGUGACAACAGUGACAAUGAUGACAACAGUGACAACGAUGACAACAGUGACAACGAUGACAACAGUGACAACGAUGACAACGGUGACAACGGUGACAACAGUGACAAAGAUGACAACAGUGACAACGAUGACAACGGUGACAACAGUGACAACGGUGACAAAAGUGACAACGGUGACAACGGUGACAACAGUGACAACGAUGACAACAGUGACAACGAUGACAACGGUGACAACAGUGAUAACAGUGACAACGGUGACAACAGUGACAACGAUGACAACAGUGACAACGAUGACAACGGUGACAACCGUGACAACGGUGACAACGGUGACAACAGUGACAACGAGGACAACAGUGACAACGAUGAGAACGGUGACAACACUGGAAACGGUGACAACAGUGACAAUGAUGACAACAGUGACAACGGUGACAACGGGGACAACAGUGACAAUGAUGACAACAGUGACAACAGUGACAACGGCGACAAC
Porites lobata is the source of this 5728-nucleotide messenger RNA. The record is from the annotation of a GenBank genome assembly. NCBI's taxonomy places the organism in Eukaryota, Metazoa, Cnidaria, Anthozoa, Scleractinia, Poritidae.